Molecule: messenger RNA, 2336 nt
Organism: Tripterygium wilfordii
Lineage: Eukaryota; Viridiplantae; Streptophyta; Magnoliopsida; Celastrales; Celastraceae
Product: G-box-binding factor 1-like
Exons: 12
Coding region: 1026-2096 (356 amino acids)
Biological process (GO): regulation of DNA-templated transcription
Cellular component (GO): nucleus
Molecular function (GO): DNA-binding transcription factor activity; sequence-specific DNA binding
Source: RefSeq, a predicted model, not a curated record
AUUGUUCUUUAUUUUGGGAUCUAUUGUUCAUACUGAGUUUUUGAUUGGGGAGAUGGAUAAUUUGUUGUUGAUUAAUAUUGGAGUUGUCUUUGUUUGGCUUGAAUUGGUUGAUUCAACUGGGUUUUGAGCUUGAUUUAAGGGGAGGGGAUAGAAAUAAUUUAUGCUAACAGUUUGUAUAAUUUGAAGCUAUGCGGAUUGAAUGGAAGAUUGUUGGGUGUUUUAGCUUGAAAGUUGACCUAUGAGUGAUUCUUCUCUUUUGUCGUACUUUUGCUCUCUUUUCCCCUUUGCUUGAAAGUUGCGAUUGCUCGUAGGUGAUUAUCCUGUAAUUCAGUAAUUGGUUGUCUCACAGAACUGCGAAUGUCACUGAUAAACCUAUACUUACUAGUCCCGAACAUAUAUUAGGAGGAGAUACUGUGUCACAUAUUAGGAAACCUAGAGUAGUCAUAACUAUGUCUUCUGUUUUCCUGUUUUGGGAUAUGCCCGAAAGCAUAUGAUACCUGGUGUUAGUUGAGUAUGUUUUACUGGGUUACCGGGGCAUGCUCAUACAGUCAUACAUGAAACAAAACUGAAAACCUUGUAUAAUUGUUUGGCAAGCUUAGGUUAUUGAGUAUAGAACUGAUAGUGUCUCGAGGAAAUCAUGAUGUGAAUCUGAGGCAGGUCACUAUAUCAAGCAUUAACUUGAAGGAGACAAAUUGUUUGUGGCUAUUACGGGCUCGGGCGCUUCAGGUUUCUGGAGGGCUGUCAUAGGCGGCUUACGACUUUUUGGGUUUUGUUACUGAUUCUUUGGAGUUUAGAGGUCGAUUGGUUUUGCAGCCUUAUAGGCACCACUUUUGAAAUUUUUUAACAGAUCAAUGUGAGGUAUUUAAAUAUAGUACACAAAUGGGUCUGAUAUCUGACAAGGUUUGUAAGAGAUGAUUGUGUUUAAAGUGAAAUUUGUGAAGAUUUUAUCAGUUGCUUUAUAGAUAUCAAUUAGGACACACUCGGUCUGAAUUUUGGAAUUAGGGUGUUUUACUGCGUUGGCCUGAAUGGGAACCGGGGAAGAGGGCGCUCCUGCUAAAGCUUCUAAACCAGCAUCUUCAACUCAGGAAAUACCAACAACACCCGCAUAUCCUGAUUGGUCAAACUCUAUGCAGGCUUAUUAUGGCGCUGGAGCUACUCCACCACCAUUUUUUGCCUCAACUGUUGCUUCUCCAACUCCCCACCCCUAUAUAUGGGGAGGCCAGCAUUCUCUACUCACACCAUACGGGACACCAGUUCCAUACCCAGCUUUAUAUCCUCCAGGGGGUGUCUAUGCGCACCCAAAUAUGGCCAUGACUACAAAUCCAGUGCAAACAAAUACAGAACCGGAAGCAAAGGGUGCCGAUGGAAAAGACCGAAACUCAGCCAAAACAUCUAAGGGUACUGGAGGAGGCAGGGCUGGCGAGAGUGGAAAGGUUACUUCAGGUUCAGGAAAUGAUGGUGCCUCUCAAAGCAAUGCUGAAAGUGGUAGUGAAGACUCAUCGGAUACUAACGACGAAAAUAAUAACCAUCAGGAAUAUGGUGCAAAUAAGAAGGGAAGCUUUGACCAGAUGCUUGCUGAUGCCAAUGCGCAGAAUAGCACUAGAAAUAUUCAGGCUUCAGUGCGUGGGAAGCCUGUAGGCUCUAUGCCUGCAACUAAUCUAAAUAUUGGUAUGGACUACUGGAACCCGUCUUCUGCUGCUACCGGAGCUGCAAAAGUGAGGCCUAAUCCAUCUGGUGCCUCAACCGCAGUUGCUCCUAUUUCAAGUGUAAUGCCAGACAAUUGGGUCCAUGAUGAACGGGAAAUGAAAAAACAGAAGAGAAAACAAUCUAAUAGGGAGUCUGCCAGAAGAUCAAGAUUACGCAAGCAGGCGGAAUGUGAAGAGCUACAAGCCAAGGUGGAGACAUUGAACAAUGACAAUCACAACCUUAAAGAUGAACUAAAGAGGCUUUCUGAGGAAUGUGGGAAGCUUACUUCUGAAAACAAUAGCAUUAAGGAAGAAUUGGUGCGGCUGUGCGGACCAGAAGCACUAGAAAACCUUGAACAGAGCAAUAAUACAUCGCUCGCCCAGUGCCGUGGUGGCGAGGGAAACAGUUAAUAGGGAAACCUUUUAGAGAUCACACAGCCAGCCAAAACUAUGUGUUUUUCAUUUCUAGACAUUGACUGGCUUCGGUUGAGCAUAGAAUAUUAAUCUUCCUUACUGAUCUAUACCCUUAACCCUUAUUUUGUAACUGUUAACAUUUAGUUUCAAAAGUUUAACUCCGUUCAGGCCUCGAAUCGAUCGGAAGAACACCAUUGUAUGAAAUUUCUAUUGAGUACAGAAAAGUGAUUGUCCAAA